Messenger RNA from Dermacentor andersoni, 1463 nucleotides. The record is from RefSeq and is a predicted model, not a curated record. Lineage: Eukaryota; Metazoa; Arthropoda; Arachnida; Ixodida; Ixodidae.
AAACGGAUUCUGCGCACUUUGCAACAACGACAUCGCCAACGCCACUUUUUGGAGCUACGCCUGGGAUCCAAAUAAGAAUGAAAGUUUGAUUGCCCCUCCCAAAUUCACGCGUCGCCGGCCAGCGCAGUAUCUGAGGCCUUGUGUCGACGACGUUCUAACGGACACGUGCUCGCAAGAGGUGCCAGAGAUGAUGACCCAAAAGUGCAAGACAUACUACGCGCCCGUCACGAACCACUACCUGGAUGGCAUGACUUUCAAGAACGUCUACUGCGCCAUAUGCAACGGAGUCGACCUGUCAAACUUGUCGUGCAGCCCAACGCGGCAUUUCGUUCCCAGCCGUUCGGGAGGAUUUGUCCCGAAGCAUCGAAAUCUCGCAGCCUUGUUCAAGCCUGUUGUUAGAACGCCAUCGUGCUACGCUGUGCACGACGGCCGGUGCUACAUACAGCGGUCAAGCGAGCCCCGAAGAAGGGACCAGGAAUGGGACGGCAACCAGAACGAGACAUUCACGGUGCUACCGUCAGAGGAAGCGCCCGGCGACGGUGGCAUACGUCAGUAUGUCACGCUAGUCAGCGUGUCACUCUCAAUAUGCUGCCUCGCGCUCAAGCUCGUCGUCUUUUGCGCCUACCGGGAGUCGCGAAGCUUCGCGUCCAAGUGCACGCUGCGCCUCUCCGUCACGCUCAUGCUCACCCAGAUCCUUUACCUAAUCACGAGCUGCCUAGACGUUCCCACCGUGGUGUGCUUGGCAGGUGCAGCGCUGGUACAUUACGGCUUCCUGUCAACCUUCUGUUGGACGUGCACGUUGUCCUUCGACAUCUGCAGAUGCCUGACGGCCCUGAAACUGUCCUCAUCACGCGAGAGGGUCCCAGUAGUCUACGGCAUGUUCUGCUGCUGCUUGCCUCUCAUCGUCGUUGCCUCAGCAUUGGCUGUAGAUCUGGCAGUACCCGGAACUGUUCUGUCCCCCGGCUACGGCCGCCUGGUCUGCUGGAUAGGCACGUUCUGGGGUCUGGUCGUGUACUUUCUGGUACCCGUGGCGAUGCUGCUGCUGUGCUGCCUCGUGUUUUACCUCAGGGUCGUGUUUUACGUUAGCCAGACGUCCCUGGCACAGAAUACGGUCAGCGGUGUAAGAAAUCGGCAACACGCCCAUGCGGUUCUCUUCGUGCGGUUGGCUUUGGUGAUGGGCUCUCCCUGGGCUAUCGCAUUCGUGGGAACCUUUGUGGAAUCUGUCGUUCUGGACUGUGUUGUGAAUGUUCUAGUUGGUUUGCAGGGUGUCUACUUAUUCUUGGCCUUCAAGGACUACCGCUACUUUUGGUCGUCGACACGCAAAGCGCCAGACUUGCGCACCCGAGCAAUGCCUCUAGCCCGUUCCCUACUGAUAAUUCCUUGGUGAAAGAUUCCUGAGCGCCCACUACACAGAGCGAUACCUGUAGAAUUCUAAGUCAAAGUCGCCCAAUUAAAGUAUUACU